ACAGUAAGUCUUCUUGACCUAAGCGGGAAAGAGCGCAGGCCCCUGCGGGGUUGGCUUUUACAUGGCAUUUAUAGACCCGCCCGGAGAGGGUGCGCUGCGCUCCCGCCAUAGUCCCACCACCAGUGAGCGCCGCCCCCACUCGGCUGACUCUCCGCCCGCCCCGCGCCCCUCCCCUCACGGGCUCUGGCCUUAACCAGAGCUCGCGGACUGGCGGGGACAGGUCCCACCUCCUGGCUCCCAGGACGGGUCUACACCAACCUCAGUUUCGGGGCUGCGGCUCACAGAAGUCUAACCUGCCCGGGACGCCCGCACCAACUCCUGCGCGCGGUCCUUCCAACCCUCCUGCUACCAUGAAGAUUGCAGUGAUUGGACAGAGCCUGUUUGGCCAGGAAGUUUACUGCCACCUGAGGAAGGAGGGCCACGAAGUGGUGGGUGUGUUCACUGUUCCAGACAAGGAUGGAAAGGCCGACCCCCUGGGUCUGGAAGCUGAGAAGGAUGGAGUGCCAGUAUUCAAGUUCUCCCGGUGGCGUGCAAAAGGACAGGCUUUGCCUGAUGUGGUGGCAAAAUACCAGGCUUUGGGGGCCGAGCUCAACGUCCUGCCCUUCUGCAGCCAAUUCAUCCCCAUGGAGAUAAUCAGUGCCCCCCGGCAUGGCUCCAUCAUCUAUCACCCGUCACUGCUCCCUAGGCACCGAGGGGCCUCGGCCAUCAACUGGACCCUCAUUCACGGAGAUAAGAAAGGGGGGUUUUCCAUCUUCUGGGCGGAUGAUGGUCUGGACACCGGAGACCUGCUGCUGCAGAAGGAGUGUGAGGUGCUCCCGGACGACACCGUGAGCACGCUGUACAACCGCUUCCUCUUCCCUGAAGGCAUCAAAGGGAUGGUGCAGGCCGUGAGGCUGAUCUCUGAGGGCAAAGCCCCCAGACUCCCUCAGCCUGAGGAAGGAGCCACCUAUGAGGGGAUUCAGAAGAAGGAGACGGCCAAGAUCAACUGGGACCAGCCGGCAGAGGCCAUUCACAACUGGAUCCGCGGGAACGACAAGGUGCCGGGAGCCUGGACAGAGGCCUGUGAACAGAAACUGACAUUUUUCAACUCAACGCUGAACACUUCAGGCCUGGUGCCCGAGGGAGACGCUUUGCCCAUCCCAGGAGCCCAUCGGCCAGGGGUGGUCACCAAAGCAGGACUCAUCCUCUUUGGGAAUGAUGACAAAAUGCUGCUGGUGAAGAACAUUCAGCUGGAGGAUGGCAAAAUGAUCCUGGCCUCGAACUUCUUUAAGGGGGCAGCCAGCAGUGUCCUUGAGCUGACAGAGGCAGAGCUGGUUACUGCGGAGGCUGUGCGGAGUGUUUGGCAGCGGAUCCUCCCCAAUGUCCUGGAGGUUGAAGACUCCACUGAUUUCUUCAAGUCAGGGGCCGCGUCUGUGGACGUUGUGAGGCUGGUGGAGGAAGUGAAGGAGCUGUGUGAUGGCCUGGAGUUAGAAAAUGAAGAUGUGUACAUGGCAUCCACCUUUGGGGACUUCAUCCAGCUGUUAGUGAGGAAGCUGCGAGGGGACGAUGAGGAGGGCGAGUACAGCAUUGACUACGUGGAAAUGGCAGUGAACAAGCGCACUGUCCGCAUGCCCCACCAGCUUUUCAUUGGGGGGGAGUUCGUGGAUGCCGAGGGCGCCAAGACCUCUGAGACCAUCAAUCCCACUGAUGGAAGUGUCAUCUGCCAGGUAUCCCUGGCCCAAGUCACCGACGUUGACAAGGCAGUGGCCGCAGCCAAGGAUGCCUUUGAGAAUGGACGGUGGGGGAAGAUCAGCGCGCGGGACCGGGGCCGGCUGAUGUACAGGUUGGCAGAUCUCAUGGAGCAGCACCAGGAGGAGCUGGCCACCAUUGAGGCCCUGGAUGCGGGUGCCGUCUACACGCUGGCCCUGAAGACCCACGUGGGCAUGUCCAUCCAGACCUUCCGCUACUUUGCUGGCUGGUGUGACAAGAUCCAGGGCUCCACCAUCCCCAUCAACCAGGCCAGACCCAACCGCAACCUGACCUUGACCAGGAAGGAGCCUGUUGGGGUUUGUGGCAUCAUCAUCCCCUGGAACUAUCCCCUGAUGAUGCUGUCCUGGAAGACAGCUGCCUGCCUGGCUGCCGGGAACACAGUGGUGAUCAAGCCUGCUCAGGUGACCCCACUCACAGCCUUGAAGUUUGCAGAGCUGACAUUAAAGGCCAGCAUUCCCAAAGGUGUGGUUAACGUCCUCCCAGGAUCUGGCUCCCUGGUCGGCCAGAGACUCUCAGACCAUCCUGACGUGAGGAAAAUCGGGUUCACAGGCUCCACAGAGGUGGGCAAGCACAUCAUGAAAAGCUGUGCCAUAAGUAACGUGAAGAAGGUGUCCCUGGAACUGGGCGGGAAGUCACCCCUCAUCAUCUUUGCUGACUGUGACCUCAACAAGGCUGUGCAGAUGGGGAUGAGUUCUGUUUUCUUCAACAAAGGAGAGAAUUGCAUUGCAGCAGGCCGACUCUUUGUGGAGGACUCCAUUCAUGAUGAGUUCGUGCGGAGGGUGGUAGAAGAGGUGCGGAAGAUGAAGGUGGGCAACCCGCUGGACAGGGACACCGACCACGGGCCGCAGAAUCACCAUGCCCACCUUGUGAAGCUGAUGGAGUACUGCCAGUGUGGCGUGAAGGAAGGGGCCACACUGGUCUGCGGCGGGAAUCAAGUCCCUCGGCCAGGGUUCUUCUUUGAGCCAACUGUUUUCACAGACGUGGAAGACCACAUGUUCAUAGCCAAGGAGGAGUCCUUCGGGCCUGUCAUGAUCAUCUCUCGGUUUGCUGAUGGGGACGUGGAUGCCGUGCUGUCUCGGGCCAAUGCCACGGAAUUUGGCCUGGCUUCUGGUGUCUUCACCAGGGACAUCAACAAGGCCCUGUAUGUCAGUGACAAGCUCCAGGCAGGCACUGUGUUUGUCAACACGUACAACAAGACCGACGUGGCUGCUCCCUUCGGAGGAUUCAAACAGUCUGGAUUUGGCAAAGAUCUAGGAGAGGCAGCUCUGAACGAGUACCUGCGGGUCAAGACAGUGACCUUCGAAUACUGAAGAAAGGUCUUUGUGAGAAGAAAGUCCCUGCCCCUCCCUCGUGGCUGGGGCCCCCUCCCUCUUGAGCCUGGGUGCACAGCACCUCCCACCUGGGGGGCUAGUGGAAGCCCUCCUGCCUGCACACCAUGUCUGCAUCUUGGACGCCCUCUGUCCAGUCAGAAGCAGCCCUUGGCUGGGUGAGGUGUGCCCCUCCCAGGGAGAAUAAAGCUUCUGAAGAGAGA
Messenger RNA from Pan troglodytes (chimpanzee), 3280 nucleotides. RefSeq names its product aldehyde dehydrogenase 1 family member L1 (gene ALDH1L1). Bases 351 to 3059 code for a protein of 902 amino acids. NCBI's taxonomy places the organism in Eukaryota, Metazoa, Chordata, Mammalia, Primates, Hominidae. The transcript has 23 exons. Gene Ontology annotation, biological process: 10-formyltetrahydrofolate catabolic process; one-carbon metabolic process; biosynthetic process. Gene Ontology annotation, molecular function: oxidoreductase activity, acting on the aldehyde or oxo group of donors, NAD or NADP as acceptor; formyltetrahydrofolate dehydrogenase activity. Gene Ontology annotation, cellular component: cytoplasm. The record is from RefSeq and is a predicted model, not a curated record.